This is a messenger RNA of Ictalurus punctatus (channel catfish), 2450 nucleotides long. It is a transcript of the gene ccdc85b, whose product is annotated as coiled-coil domain containing 85B. The transcript has 2 exons. The record is from RefSeq and is a predicted model, not a curated record. Gene Ontology annotation, cellular component: nucleus. The coding region runs from base 709 to 1311 and encodes 200 amino acids. Lineage: Eukaryota; Metazoa; Chordata; Actinopteri; Siluriformes; Ictaluridae. Gene Ontology annotation, biological process: negative regulation of DNA-templated transcription.
GGAGUGGGUUGACAUCAGCAGCCUCCAGAAUCAUGCUUUCCAAGUGGAGAAAGGGAAGCUCAUCCCUGAAGAAACACCUAGAAUUUUGCAUAUUACAGGCCUAACUGGAGAAUACAAUACACUUAUACUGGAAAUUAUUAAGCAGCUUUAUUGCCGGAGGCUUCGGAUUAUCAGACAUCUUUUUAUUAUUAUUAUUAUUGAUGGUAAGCCGCAAGCUCCAGCUCCGCGAGCUGCCCUACAUUUUAUACUCUAUUUUCUCUAUGCGGUUUUUUUUAUGUUUACAACGCGUCGAGGAGAUAUCUUCAGGCGGAUGUUUGCUUCAUCCAUAAAGGCGUAAAAAAAAAAAAAAAAAAAAAACAUUUUACAGACAGAACAUUUCCGGACAGAAAAUACGGGAAUGAGGUAAAGAGCCUCGGCGAAAAGAAAAGGCAGCGCGGCGGACAUUGUGAGCCUGAAAACGGCCGCACACAGAAAGAAGAUGCACAAUUAAUCUAAACAUCGUGUUUUCCAUGACAGUACUCAGGACCAUAUCGGAACAGUAUGUAACACUGUCUUUAUGGUCUUAGCAUCUCGUUGUUUACAGCAAUCAAAACGACGUUAAUAUCAUCCUUGACCCGUCGAAUUGUAAAGAAAUAGGGCGGGCAAUUUGCCCCGACUUUUUGUUCAGGUCUACUUUUUUCAGGAUACCAAAGUAAAAGUUUUGUCGAGAUGGGGAGCGAUGGUGAAAUCCUAAGCCACGACUUGGCAAAGGUGUCUGAUGAGGACUUGCUGGCUUGCUCUAAAGAAGAGCUGGUGAGUCGACUGCGGCGAGAGGAGUCAGAGAAGAUGUCGGCGCUCAUUCAGCGCGGACGCCUAAUCAAGGAGGUGAACAAGCAACUUCAGGGACAUCUGCUUGAAAUCAGGGAGCUCAAAGCCAUCAACCAGCGGCUGCAGGAAGAGAACCAGGAGUUGCGUGACUUGUGCUGCUUCCUAGACGAUGACAGGCUGAAGGUGAAGAAGCUGGCACGAGAAUGGCAGCUAUUUGGCCACCAUGCCGCCAAAGUGAUGCGUGAUGACCUGGGCGGCUACCUGAAGAAGCUCUCUGACCUGGAGCGUCUGCAGGAUGGUUUGGUGAAGGAGAAUCUGGACCUGAAGGAGCUGUGUCUAGUGCUCGAAGAGGAGUGUGUGAGCAGGAGUGAUUCAAGCCCAGGGGGAUCGACUGAGCUCAACCUGCCAUGUAUGGUGGCCCGGGACCUCGGGGAUGGAAGCUCGAGCACUGGAAGUGUAGGCAGCCCUGACCAGCUCCACCUGGUAUGCUCACCUGAUGACUGAGCAAGAGUUCAGAGAAAGAGAGAGGAUAAUAGCCAUCAUCCCUUUAUUCCUCUCAGAGAAUGACAGAGAAGGGCCUGAAUGAAGUUAUAUGGGCCAACCCAAAGGAGCAAAGAAGUUUACGAUUUUAGUUGUCAGCAAACAUCUCAACUGCUUAUGCGAGACAAAUAGAUAGGCCACAUUAGUCUUUUCUUUGCUUUUUCCUUUAGACUGUUGUUCAUUUUACCCCACAAUGUAGAUAGACUUUAUUAUUGUGAAUGAUAUUAUUUUGCUUUGGAGAACAAGCAUGAUUGCAAUAGUUUUAAUCUUUACUUUAGUUCUGUCAUAUUGUGUUUAUGAAAUUUUUGAAAAGAAAGUAGUAGAAGGUCACUGAGAUUUCCCCCCACUAAUCUCUUAUAAAACUGGUUGUACAUAGGAAUUAACCGAUCAACUGGCUAUUUACCACCGAUUUUUACUGCACUGAAAUAUAUUUUAAGGGGGUCUCAUGUUUUAAUGAUGCACUAAACAGGGCUGAAACAUUUCCCAAAUGAUUCAUGUUUUUAAACUUCAUAGAGCCAUAAAACGACUUCUUGGAGGUCCUGCACAACAGCACUGAAUCAUUUUCAAGGGUCUCUCAAGACCUCUGGUUUAAAACUAAUUGAUUGCCAGUUAUUUGGCUGUAUGAAGUGUGCACUGAAACCGCACAUUCAGAAUUAGUACACUUUCUCACGAUUAUGAUGUACUAAAGUUGCUCUAGUAAGAUUUGUUACACUAAACCAUCUUGUUGACUACUACACUGGACACCAGAUGUUUUUUUUGCAUUGAUAAAUUUUAUUACCUAACUACUCACUGUACCAUAUUUUUUUGUGUUUUUGAUUGUUGAUUUUAUGGGAUUUUACAUAGCUACAUGCUAUAUUUACACACUGGCAACUGCAAUGGGUACAAUGAUGUUUGUGAAUUUAUAAUAUUGUAUAAUUACGUUUAAUUAUGUUCUUUAGCUUUUACCUAUAUAUUUUGAUUUAGAUGUACAUCAGUAUUACUUUAAUGCCUUUUCUCCCUGUUUAUAACCAUAAGAAUCUGAUUUUGUGGCUUUUUUUGGCUGUAAUCUUUGGGCCAUGGUCGUUGUCAGUGGGAGAGCUUUAAAUACAUUUGAUUGAGCUUGA